Molecule: messenger RNA, 2043 nt
Organism: Vicia villosa (hairy vetch)
Lineage: Eukaryota; Viridiplantae; Streptophyta; Magnoliopsida; Fabales; Fabaceae
Exons: 4
Coding region: 1-2043 (680 amino acids)
Source: RefSeq, a predicted model, not a curated record
AUGGCGGGUGUUGUUCCAACCGAAAUGUCCGCCAAUAGUCCAAGGCGCACCACCCAAUUUGCACGCAAUGCUCAAGGUGGAGCAAAUACGGAGAUGAAGACCGGAAUCCUCCAACUUGUUUAUGCAAAUCCAUUCACCGGAAUGGAUCAUGAGGACCCCUUUGCACAUCUCACCAAAUUUUAUGAGAUUGCGGGUUCAACGGGAGUCGAUGCGGCAAAUGAAGAAUCAUUGUUCAAGAGACUAUUUCCACACUCAUUACUUGGGAAAGCCAAAGAAUGGUAUCUUGAUCAAUUACCAAAUGUGAUGAUAGAUUGGAAUCUAUUGGAAGAAAAGUUUUUAGAACGAUAUUUUCCUCAAUCCCGAUUCAUGGAGGCCAAAACGGCAAUCGUGGUUUUCAACCAAGGAAGCAACGAAUCACUUAAUGAGGCUUGGGAAAGAUACAAGUCAUUGUUGAGAAAGUGCAAGGGGCAUGGUUUUGAUGAGCUCACACAAAUUCAUCUAUUCCAAAAUGGACUUCAACCGGUUCACAAAACGCUUUUGGAUGCUACCGCGGGUGGUUCUCUUAUGUCCAAAAGUGUGGAGGAAGCAAUCACUAUCAUCGAUCGAAUGGCACUCAAUGAUCGACAAAGUCAACAUGAUCGAAGUCCUUCACAAAGGAAACCGGGAGUUCUUGAAUUGAACACCAAUGAUGCCAUCCUUGUGCAAAACAAGCUUCUUUCACAUCAAGUGGAGUUACUCACACAACAAAUGACCAAACUCCCGCAGCAAAUGAAAGAGAUUCAAGGAUAUCAAACUAGGCACCAUGUGGCAGCUUGUGAACUUUGUAAUGGAGAUCAUCCGACUGGGUAUCAAAGGCAACCUCCACCUCACAACAAUCCUUACCAAAGAAACAACCAAGGAUUCCAACCUUCAAGAUUCGGCAAUCAACACUAUCAACAUCAAAGUCCUUAUCAAAGUUCAAACCCACAAGGCCAAGGUCAACAAUCUCAAGGCGGAAGCUCAAAGUUGGAAGAUACUCUUACACAAUUCAUGCAAGCAUCCAUGGCUAAUCAAAGGAGUAAUGAAGCGACCAUAAAGAAUUUAGAAAAUCAAGUGGGUCAACUUGCAAAGCAAUUGUCCGAGCAACAACCGGGAGCAUCCUUUUCCGCCAACACCCAAACCAAUCCAAAGGAGCAUUGCAAAGCCAUUUUUACAAGAAGUGGGAAGGAGGUGAAUAGUGGCGUAAAUGAAGAGGUUAUAGUGGAAGAUGAGGAGGAAAUAAUAGUUGAAGAUGAAGAGGAGGAAGUGGCAGUUGAAAAUGAGGGAGAAAAGAAUGAGGAGAAGAUAGAGGAAGAAUUAGUUGAAAAAGAGCGGAAAGAAAAAGAAGAAAGAGAGAAAAUUGACAAAAAAGUGAAGAAGAAUAAAAAGAGAAAUGAGAAUAUGCUCACAAAGAAAAAGAAGUACACGGAUGAAGAGACGGUUGUGCUUGAUGCUCAUUGUAGUGCAAUUAUUCAAAAAACUCCCCCAAGAAAGGAAGUUGAUCCGGGACGAGUCAUUUUACCGAUCACCAUUGGAGGUAACUACAUUAGUAAUGGUUUGGUUGAUUUGGGGUCUAGCAUCAAUUUAAUACCUUUAUCCGUUGUCAAGAGAUUGGGGAACUUUGAGAUGAAACACACCAUGAUAACUUUGCAACUAGCCGAUAAGUCUAUCAUUUCACCAUAUGGAGUUGUACAAGACAUGCUGCCUCCUAAGGAUGAACAUGACAACUUCCGAAUCGAUGAUGAAAAAGGAGAAAUCAUUGAGGUGGAGAAUCAAUUUCACAAGGACAAGGACAAGGCAAAUCAUGAGGGAAAGACUCAUCACAAAAACUUUAAAGUUGGACAAAUGGUGCUUGUGUGCAAUUCAAGACUCAAGGUGUUUCCUAGCAAGUUAAAGUCAAAGUGGUCGGGGCCAUUUGUUGUGAAAGAGGUGCGAAAUUAUGGAGCCAUUGUGGUGGAGGACCCCAAAACACAAGAAAGCUGGAAUGUAAAGGAACAAAGACUCAAAGGCUACCACGAUGGAUAA